Paramecium sonneborni is the source of this 671-nucleotide messenger RNA. The record is from the annotation of a GenBank genome assembly. NCBI's taxonomy places the organism in Eukaryota, Ciliophora, Oligohymenophorea, Peniculida, Parameciidae.
AUGGAAACUUAAAUCAUAUUAAAGAUAAAAACCUUAGAUAAUCAAAUCACUUCAUUUGCGAUUGAUCCAAAUAAUACUGUUUAAUAAUUGAAAAACGAAAUUUAAACAAAACUAAACAUACCUUUGGAUAAAUAAAGACUGAUUUACUAAGGGAGAGUUUUAGAGAACAACAAAACUUUAUAAGAUUAUAAAGUAUUAAGUGAAUGAAUUGACAUAGUUAUAAAAUGAUCAUGUUAUUUUAUUGCCAGGAUAGCCAAUAUAGGAGGAUUAAAUAGUCUAGAAUUAAACUCAAUAAUAAUAACAAUAGUAAUAAGGAUAAGGUUUAAAUGAAUUUGCUGAAAUAGAUAUCUUAAGUAACAUUCUGAGAACAUUAAGUAAAAGAUGUUUGGUAUUAUAGGAUAACACUAAUAUAAUAGAUAGAAUGUAAGGAGAAUGGUUCAAUAAUAGAGAAGCAAUGGUAUAAAACUAAAUGAUUUUUACGAUUAGGUUUCACUAUAGAUAAGCAAUAGUCAUUAGAGUGUAUAAGAUAAAAUUACUAAACUGUUAAGUAGUUGUUAGAUUGUUAAGUGAAACCUGAGGAAUUGAAACAAGAGGAUAUUUAAGGCAUAUAUAUUAAAUUAUUGAUUUAGGAGAAUAUGUGAAUCCAUUUGAUCCAAAAAAAAGAAAGUUCU